Penicillium lagena is the source of this 1257-nucleotide messenger RNA. RefSeq names its product alpha/beta hydrolase. Lineage: Eukaryota; Fungi; Ascomycota; Eurotiomycetes; Eurotiales; Aspergillaceae. The coding region runs from base 1 to 1257 and encodes 418 amino acids. The transcript is spliced from 5 exons. The record is from RefSeq and is a predicted model, not a curated record.
AUGGAGCUGAUGCCCAUCUUCAAAAAGGCCUACUGGGCACUAGCAGCCGGGGGCUUGGUCUAUGUGCUCUUCAUCUACGCGCUGACCUUUUCUGCCGUCCAGCGCUUUUUCCUCUAUGCCAACAAGGUCAACCCAACCUUAUGGCAGGAUGUCAACCAUGUCGAGCCAUUCGGCUUCCUGAGAACCCAAGUGCAGCCGUUCAAUCUGCAGACCCCCGACAACGAGACGCUGUACGGCUGGCAUCUUCUGCCGCUACAUCUCUGCCGACAGCAUGAGCAGGAGCUGGCCGACCACCCACCCAAUGGCACAGCAGAGGACUACGCACAAACUGUCGCUUUUGAUAUCUUAGCCAAAGACCCGAAUGCCCGCGUGGUCGUGAGCUUUCAUGGCAACGCCGCACACCUGGGCUCGGCGCAACGACCAACAAUCUACAACACCAUGCUCGCCCUCUCCACGCCCUCGAACCCCGUGCACGUCUUUGCGCUCGACUACCGCGGGUUCGGGGUCUCAACCGGCUCUCCGACGGAAGAAGGCCUAAUCACCGACGGCGUGUCACUGAUCAACUUCUUAACCGCUGGCCCGCUGCGCAUCCCGCCAUCCCGCAUCGUGAUCAUCGGCCAGAGCCUAGGCACAGCAGUGACGGCCGCCGUGGCCGAGCGAUUCGCCUUUGGGUCGCCCGACCCAGCAGCCAUCCAGCCAGCCAUAAAGGACGCGGAGCCCUUCGCCGGCGUGAUUCUGCUGGCGUCGUUCAGCAGCCUGCGCGCGCUGAUCGAGUCGUACAGCUUCAAGGGCCUGACUCCGCCUAUGCUCUCGCCGCUGGUCGGGUAUCCGCGGUUCCAGAACUGGGUCCUUGGUCACAUCGUUGACCGGUGGGAUACGGCGGCGAGAGUGGCGCGCUUGACGGGUAUUGAUGCUCCGGAGCAUGAUGAGGAGGGGCGGAAGUAUAAGACUAAAGACUUGGACCUGACGAUUGUGCAUGCUUUGAAUGAUUUCGAGAUCCCCUGGUAUGAAGGACGUCGUGUCUGGGUUGCUGCGACGGGUGAGAAUGUGGACGGUGCGCCUGGGGCUGUGACAUACGAAAAGGCCGAGCUGGGUCGGCGCAGUGAGGUGAAGAUCUGGGAGAAUAAUUUCACUCGACAGGAUGGGAAGAAGGUUGUGAAGAAGGUCCGGUGGGAGCGGGUUCGCUAUGGAGGCCAUAACCGAGUCGCAACUUUCUCUGUUGCCGGUCUCGCAGUCCUGCGGGCUUUCGAAGAGUAG